Molecule: messenger RNA, 438 nt
Organism: Symbiodinium natans
Lineage: Eukaryota; Dinophyceae; Suessiales; Symbiodiniaceae
Source: the annotation of a GenBank genome assembly
AUGGAAGACUGGACGGAGAGCUACCCCCCCAACCUUGUGCAUGUGACUGUGUAUCGGGACACCUGGCUUCGCGGUUGGAGCCUGCGUGCUUUUAAGAGUAGCAGUCGCUACCGUGGCAUCCAAGCCCUGGUUGCAAACCCAAAAGCCCAAAAAGCCCUAAUGGCAGCCGCACUUGGCUUACGUGUGACACGCAGAUCAGGCCGUCGCAAGCCCAGCACGGACCGUUGGGUCUCCUCGGCUGCAGACGCCUGCUUGGCAGAGAGCAACUGCCGCAACUGCCGCAACUGCCAGCCAACUCUGUUCACGCAAAGAUGUCUGCGAAUCUUGCAUGACAUUCGGGUCGUGGCUGCAAUGACUCCACAAUGUUCCCACUCUCGCUCGCUUUCGGGUGCUACUAGCUGCUUUGCCAAAGGUUUUCAGGGCGGAAGCGAGCAUUAG